AUGGCAGAAGGUUCUCCAUCCGAUAGUUUCGUAACCGCCGAUGGCCAAAUGGCCUAUGGAGGCUUCGAUGAGGUUACCAAGAAUAAUGUGAGGAAUGCUGUUGAGAGUUUUGUUAAAAGUAAUUUAGAUAGGUCCGAUCUGAUGAAAUUGGAUAGUUCACAAGAAGUUGCUGGUAUUAAUCCAAUUGGAUUGAAAGAAGGUGAUCCUGAUUACGACACAAGACUAGAUCCAAAUUCCGACAGCUUUUCUAGCAAGGAAUGGAUUAAAAACCUGGCAAAGAUAAAGGAGGUUGAUCCUGAUUAUUUCAAACCACAUAAACUUGGAUGUUGUUGGAAGAAUUUGUCGGUUGUUGGUGAUUCCUCAGAUAUUUCUUAUCAAUCAACGUUUGGGAAUGUGCCUUGUAAAAUUAUCGGUUGGGUUUCUAGAUAUGUGAGACCUUCGAGAAAAUCUCACAAGUUUCAAAUUUUAAAAUCAAUGGACGGUAUUGUUAAUCCUGGUGAAUUGUUAGUUGUAUUGGGUAGACCUGGUUCGGGGUGUACAACUUUGCUUAAAUCCGUUUCGUCUAAUGCACACGGAGUUCAUGUUAGUGAAGAUUCAACUAUAUCUUAUAACGGUAUUGCACCGAGUGAGAUAAAGAAACAUUUUCGCGGUGAAGUGGUUUAUAAUGCAGAAACGGAUAUACACAUUCCUAAUAUUUCUGUUUAUCAAACCCUGCUUACAGUUGCGAGGUUAAAGACCCCACAGAAUAGAAUUAAAGGUGUGGAUAGAGAAUCAUGGGCUAAUCACAUUGCUGAGGUUGCCAUGGCGAUGUAUGGAUUAUCCCAUACUAGAGAUACUAAAGUAGGGAAUGAAGUCGUGAGAGGUGUUUCAGGAGGUGAGAGGAAGCGUGUUUCUAUUGCAGAAGUUACCAUCUGCGGAUCUAAGUUCCAAUGUUGGGACAAUGCCACAAGAGGUUUGGAUUCUGCUACUGCAUUAGAAUUUGUCAAGGCACUUCGAGCACAGGCAGAUAUUGAGAAUAGUGCGGCAUGCGUUGCCAUUUACCAAUGUUCUAAGGAUGCAUAUGAUUUGUUCGAUAAAGUAUGCGUUAUGCAUGGUGGGUACCAAAUUUAUUUCGGUGCCGCCAAAGAUGCAAAACGUUACUUCGAAAAAAUGGGAUAUUAUUGUCCCAGUAGACAAACCACUCCUGACUUUUUAACAUCAAUUACAAGCUGUGCGGAAAGAAUUGUUAAUAAAGAAUUUAUUGAAAGAGAUGUAUUUGUUCCUCAAACGGCUGAAGAAAUGUCAGAUUAUUGGCGUAGUUCUCAAGAGUUUAAAGAGUUACAACAAGUUAUUAAUCAACAGUUAGAUCAAAAUCGUGAAGAAAGUUUGAAUCUUUUAAGGAAUUCUCAUAAAGCGGCACAAUCUAGAAGGGUGAGGACUUCUUCACCUUAUACUGUGAAUUAUUACAUGCAAAUCAAAUACAUGAUGAUUAGAAAUGUUUGGAGAAUCUUCAACAGUCCUGGUGUUACUUUGGUUAGAUUCUUUGGUAACAUUGUUAUGGCAUUAGUUAUUGGAUCGAUGUUUUACAAAGUUGAAAAACAUACUACUACUGAAACAUUUUAUUACCGUGGUGCAGCUAUGUUUUAUUCCAUCUUAAUCAAUGGAUUCUCAUCAUUAAUUGAAAUUUUUGCACUUUUCGAAGCUAGACCAAUUACUGAGAAACAUAAGAGGUAUUCUUUAUAUCGCCCAAGUGCCGAUGCCUUCGCAUCUUUUCUGGCUGACGUUCCAGCUAAAGUUGUGUCCAGUGUAUGCUUUAGUGUCAUAUUCUAUUUUCUGGUGCAUUUUAGACGUGAUCCUGGGAGAUUUUUCUUUUACUUAUUGAUUAACAUCGUUGUCUCAUUUGUCAUGUCUCAUUUAUUCAGAUGUGUUGGUUCAUUAUCUAAAACUAUAGUAGGUGCUAUGGUACCAGCGUCUAUGCUUCUAUUAUGCGUGGCGCUCUAUACUGGGUUUUCUAUCCCGAAAAGAAGUAUGCAUGGUUGGUCCAAAUGGAUUUGGUACAUUGAUCCCUUAUCAUACUUGUUUGAAGCUUUAAUGACAAAUGAAUUCCAUGGUCGAAAAUUCCCAUGUGCGUCCUACAUUCCGAAUGGACCUCAAUAUCAAAACAAUACUGGAGAUCAAAGAGUUUGUUCAGUGGUAGGAUCCGUUCCGGGUCAAAACUAUGUUCUUGGUGAUAAUUACAUUAAGCUAAGUUAUGAAUACGAAAUCAAGCACAAAUGGCGUGGAUUUGGAGUUGGUAUGGCAUAUGUGGUUUUUUUCUUCUUUCUUUACUUGCUCAUUUGUGAAUACAAUGAAGCCGCUAAACAGAAAGGUGAUUUAUUAGUUUUUCCUCAAAGUGUGGUUCGAAAGAUGCAUAAAAGAAAUGCAUUGAAGCAACAGACCUUUGAUUCUGAAGAUAUUGAAAAAAAUUCUGCUCUCUCUGCAAAUGAUGCUACAAACAAGACUUUAAUUACAGAUUCUUCUGAAGAUUCUCCAGAUGAGCAAAUAAAAGCAAUUUCACUUCGUCAAUCUGAUUCUGUGGUUCAUUGGAGAGAUUUAUGUUAUGAAGUUCGUAUUAAAAGGGAAAGUAAAAGGAUUUUAAACAAUAUAGACGGUUGGGUUAAACCUGGAACAUUAACCGCCCUCAUGGGCGCUUCAGGUGCAGGUAAAACAACUUUGUUGGAUUGUCUUGCAGAAAGAGUUACUACGGGUGUUAUUACUGGUGGUAUAUUCGUUGAUGGUAAAUUACGUGAUGAAUCUUUCCCCAGAUCUAUUGGUUAUUGUCAGCAACAGGAUUUGCAUCUAAAGACGGCUACCGUUAGAGAGUCUUUACUGUUUUCAGCUAUGUUACGCCAACCUAAGAGUGUUCCUGCUUCUGAAAAGAGAAAGUAUGUGGAGGAAGUCAUUAACGUUCUUGAAAUGGAACCCUAUGCAGAUGCCAUUGUUGGUGUAGCUGGUGAGGGUUUAAAUGUUGAGCAGAGAAAAAGGUUGACCAUAGGUGUAGAAUUGGUAGCAAAACCCAAACUAUUGAUUUUUCUAGAUGAGCCGACUUCUGGUUUAGAUUCUCAAACGGCAUGGUCCAUCUGUCAACUAAUAAGAAAAUUAGCAAAUCGUGGGCAGGCUAUCCUGUGUACAAUUCACCAGCCUUCUGCCGUUUUGAUACAAGAAUUUGACCGGUUGUUAUUCUUGCAAAAAGGUGGUGAAACUGUCUAUUUUGGUGAGUUGGGUGAUGAAUGUAAUAUCAUGGUAGAUUAUUUCGAGCGCAAUGGAGCUCAUAAAUGUCCACCAAAUGCAAAUCCGGCAGAAUGGAUGCUUGAGGUUGUUGGUGCUGCGCCUGGUAGCCAUGCAAAUAGAAACUAUCAUGAAGUUUGGAAAACUUCAAAAGAAUAUCAGGAGGUUCAGUGUGAACUUGAUCGUUUGGAAAGGGAACUUAAGGGUCAUAAUGGUGAUGAGGACAAUGGAGAAAGGCAUAAAUCUUAUGCAACGGAUAUUUUCAGCCAAAUUGUAAUAGUAUCGCAUCGUUUUUUCCAACAAUAUUGGAGAUCUCCACAGUAUCUAUAUCCUAAGCUGUUUUUAACCGCCUUCAAUGAGAUGUUCAUUGGCUUCACUUUUUUCAAAGAAAAGAAAUCAUUACAAGGUAUACAAAAUCAAAUGUUGUCCACCUUUGUUUUUUGUGUGGUUUUCAAUGCCCUUUUACAACAGUUUUUACCUGUCUAUGUGGAGCAGAGAAAUUUGUAUGAAGCUAGAGAACGUCCCUCACGCACAUUUUCAUGGUUUGCUUUCAUUGUUUCACAAAUAAUCGUAGAGGUUCCCUGGAAUAUCUUAGCUGGUACGAUAGGAUUUUUUGUUUAUUAUUACCCUGUAGGAUUUUAUCAGAACGCCUCUGAAGCUCACCAGCUACAUGAAAGGGGUGCACUUUACUGGUUAUUCUGUACUGCUUUCUUUGUAUGGGUUGGUUCCAUGGGUAUACUGGCCAAUUCCUUUGUGGAGUAUGCAGCUGAAGCCGCCAAUUUAGCGCUGCUGUGCUUUGCAUUCUCAUUGGCCUUCAACGGUGUUUUAGCGCCUCCAGAUAAAAUACCCCGUUUUUGGAUUUUCAUGCACAGAGUUUCUCCACUAACCUAUUAUAUUGACUCUGCGUUAUCAGUUGGUAUGGCCAAUGUUGAUGUGAAAUGUUCAGAUUACGAAUAUGUCAAGUUUAGCCCUUCGGCAAAUCAGACUUGUGGUCAGUACAUGGACCCCUAUAUUAAGUCUAUUGGUACUGGUUAUUUAGCAAAUCCAAAUGCUACUGAUCAAUGUCGUUUUUGCCCCAUCUCGAAAACGAAUGAUUUUUUGAAAACUAGAGGCUCGUAUUAUUCACAUAGGUGGAGGAAUUAUGGUAUAUUCAUAUGUUUCAUUGCAUUUAAUUAUGUCGCUGCCAUUUUCUUUUACUGGUUAGCAAGAGUACCUAAAGGCAAUAGAGUUUCUAAGAAGAGUAAGGGCUAA
This is a messenger RNA of Zygosaccharomyces rouxii, 4497 nucleotides long. Its product is annotated as pleiotropic drug resistance family ABC transporter. Bases 1 to 4497 code for a protein of 1498 amino acids. Gene Ontology annotation, cellular component: membrane. Lineage: Eukaryota; Fungi; Ascomycota; Saccharomycetes; Saccharomycetales; Saccharomycetaceae. Gene Ontology annotation, molecular function: ATP binding; ABC-type transporter activity; ATP hydrolysis activity. The record is from RefSeq and is a predicted model, not a curated record. The transcript has a single exon. Gene Ontology annotation, biological process: xenobiotic detoxification by transmembrane export across the plasma membrane.